AUGGAGGCCAAGGCGCGCCAGAGCCGGCGCUCGCGCGCGCAGCGGGACCGCGGCCGGCGCCGGGAGGCGGCCCGCGACGCCCGCGACCGGAGCGCGUCGUCGGGCGACGAGGCCGAGCCCGGGCCCGGCAAGGAGAACGCGGGGCUGCCCCGCGCGCCCGCGCCCCGCGCCGCCGCCGCGCGCCCCCCGCGCCGCCGCCGCCGCGAGUCCAGCUCGCAGGAGGAGGAGGUCAUCGACGGCUUCGCCAUCGCCAGCUUCAGCACGCUGGAGGCCCUGGAGAAGGACAUGGCCCUGCAGCCCCACGAGCGCAAGGAGAAGCGGGAGCGUCGCCUGGUCAAGAAGCCCCGCGAGUCGGAGGGCUGCCCGGCGGCGGGAGCCGCGGCGGGGCCCAGCGAGAACGGGUGGCCCCCGGAGGUGGGCGGCUCUGCGCGGGACCCGGAGCCCGCCUGCGAGCGGGGCCCGAAGAAGUCGCCCCUGCAGCCCGCCCAGCAGAUGAAGGUCUCCGUGUCCAGAGGGGGCGGCCGCCACAGUGACGACGACAGCGUCCACGAGGCUACCAGCUCCCAGCGCAGCAGCUCCCGGGACCGACUCAGCGACAGCUCAGCGCAGGCCCUCUCAGGCAGAGGCUACUCGUGCGACAGUGAGAGCGGCGGGGACGACGAGGCGUCCGUGGGCUCCGAGCGGCUCUUCGUCCCAGGCUCACCCCACCCUGUCUCCGCAGGCCCCACGCCGCGGGACAAGCUCGAGGCCAAGGCUGGGGCAGCACCCAAAGUCUCGGGCCUGGAGCGCAGCCGCGAGCUGAGCACCGGGCCGCCCUUCCCGCCCUCGGCGCGCAGCCCAGCGCCCCCCGCCAGCCCCCUGGUCAAGAAGGAGGCCCCCACCCCGGCGCGCCGCGCCCCGCUCCCGACGCACGUGCCUCUCCCCGCGGGCGCCCCCCGGGGCCCCGGCCCCGGCCCGGCGGCGCACCCGGGUCUGCACAGCCUCAGGAGCAGCAGCGCCAGUGGCGGCGCCGGCCUGGGGCUCGCCAAGGCCGCGUCCCUGGCGCCGUCCGGGCCGCGCCCGCACCUCUCUACCUCACACUCGGCGCUCCGCUCGCAGGCCCAGCACCAGCACCCCGCGGCGGCCAUGUUCGCCGCGCCCCCGACGCUGCCCGCGCUGCCGGCCGGCGGCCUGGUGCUCCCAGGACCCCCCGCGGACCGCGAGCUGCUCAGGCAGGAGCUGGACGCGCGCUUCCUGGUCCAGAGCGCGGGGCGGCCGGGCGCGGGGGCGCUGCUGCGCGCCGAGUUCCACCAGCACCAGCACACGCACCAGCACACGCACCAGCACCAGCACCAGCACACCUUCGCGCCCUUGCCGGCGGGGCUGCCCGCCGCGCCCCUGCCGUUUGGCAAGUUCACACCCAAGCUGGACAGCCCCUACUUCCGACAUUCCAGCGUGAGUUUCUUCCCGCCCUUCCCUCCGGCCCUCCCAGCACUGCCCGCCCUGCUCCCACACCCAGGCCCCUUUGGGUCCCUGCAGGGCGCUUUCCAGCCCAAGACCUCAAGCCCGAUCGAGCUGACAGGCCGGGCUAGCACUGUCCACACGCUGCUCCCGAAAGGCCCCGCGGUGCCUGACACAUACAGGACGGCAGCCAUCAGGAAGCCGGGCCGGUGGUGUGCCAUGCACGUGCAGAUCGCCUGGCAGACCUUCCGCCACCAGCAGAAGAUGAAGCAGAUGCAGCUGGACCCACACAAGCUGGAGAUGGGCGGCAAGCUGGACCUGUUCAGCAGGCCCCCUGCCCCCAGUGUGGUCACUGGCUUCCACUACCCGCAGGACUUGGCCAGGCCUCUUUUCUCCAGCUCCGGUGCCACCCACCCUGCCGUCACCACGUUUGGGCCUUCCGUCCAUCCCAGCAGCUUUCUGCCCGCCGUCCGCCUGGCAGACCCUUUUGGCAGAUCCAGCACUUUUGGAGGCCUGGGGAGCCUGGGCAGCAACGCCUUCGGGGGCCUGGGCAGCCCGGCACUAGCUCCAGGUGGCAGCCUCUUCGCCCCCAAGGAGAGCUCCGGGCUGCCCGGCCUGCCCAGCCCCCACGAGGCCUGGGACCGGCCCCGGGCACCGCCCUCCUUCCCCACACCACCCCUGUGGCCCAAGCCCGUGGAUGCCGAGCGGGCCUCAGCCUUGACCAGCCCUGACCAGGAGCCCGACAAGUGCAGGGAGGAGCGUGAGCGGGACCUCCUGGAGAAGACUCUGCGGCUGAGUCGGGCCUCCCCGGCGGGCCACCCCAUCUGCAGCCUUCUGUUUCGAGGCCAAGGCGAGCCUGCUCCGCCCGGGGUGCCCGGCGAGCGCGAGGCGGGCGCCCGCGCCAAGGAGAGCCGCUCUCCGGCCCGGGGUGCGCCCUCGCCCUCGGGCCUGCGCCUGGCCGGCCUCCUGGCCGAGCGGAGCGACGCGAGGGUCAAGGAGGAGCGCCGGGAGGGCGGCGACGCGCCCGAGCCCCCGGGGGGCGGCCUGUCCCCGGCGCUCGGCCUAGGCCCCGCGGGCCGCGAGCGCCCGGCCUGGGAGCCGCCGCGCGACCCGUUCCGCGGCCCGGAGCCCCGCGAGCGCGCCUACCGCGAGCGCGAGCCCCUGGCCCGGAGCCCCGAGCGCCGGCGGGACGCGCGCCCGGACGGCGGGGCGCCCAUGCCCAGGACGUCGCCGCUCGGGGCCGGGCCCGGCGAGGCGCGCGACUACCCGGCGCUGGGCGCCCCCGAGGUGGAGGCGCGGUAG
Talpa occidentalis (Iberian mole) is the source of this 2742-nucleotide messenger RNA. It is a transcript of the gene FBRSL1, whose product is annotated as fibrosin like 1. Lineage: Eukaryota; Metazoa; Chordata; Mammalia; Eulipotyphla; Talpidae. The record is from RefSeq and is a predicted model, not a curated record. The transcript is spliced from 20 exons. Bases 1 to 2742 code for a protein of 913 amino acids.